Molecule: messenger RNA, 3848 nt
Organism: Paralichthys olivaceus (Japanese flounder)
Lineage: Eukaryota; Metazoa; Chordata; Actinopteri; Pleuronectiformes; Paralichthyidae
Source: RefSeq, a predicted model, not a curated record
GACCAGGAAGUGGAAGCCGCGGGGGAGCAGAGGCGACGUCUGGACUUUGAGGGAAAGUUUUGCAAAAUAAAAUCCGCGAAUCCCACGAAUGACCUGAUCAGAGUUUGAUAAUUGUGUCGUGGAAACCUUUAGUUGUUCUCCACCGUCAGAGCACGAUGUCUGCGUCCAUCAGAGCCACUUCUGCCCCGAGCUCAUCGAGGCCGGAGCCGAUACUGGACACCAGAGCAGCAGAAGUGAAUUUUCGGGCUGCGGCAGAGAGCAGGAACACACAGCUUCCUUCAUUCAACAACCAGCUGGUCCCAGAUGAACUGCUGGUCAGCCUCACCUCCACUGUCUGCACCAGGAGCACACCGGGGCACACUGCACACCAUCGCCACUGCAAGGGCUGUGGAAUCAGACGGCCAGAUGCAGUCUGGCAUCACCCGCUUGGACGCAAGAAAUACAGACACUUUCUGGAGCAGCCGACGUCCCUGACCGGAGCAGGCAGAGAUAUUUCGUUCCUGUGUGAUGCCAUGGUAACCCAAAGUAAGACGACACCCCUCCCACCACUGACUGACAGGAACAGCAUUGGUGACACACAGAACUUGAGAGUAUCAGACAGUCUGAUACCAGAGGAAUAUCACAUUGUGAAAAACAAAGGGCUGCGAGGCCUUGAGUUCUACGAGGAUGCAUUUACAGUUCAGCUGCAGGAUGACGAACACAAGCUCCGGGUCUUUCCAUCACUGAGGCCCAGCGGCAGAUUAGAAGUGGUCCAGCUGAUGAGGAUGAUGGACGACAUGCUGGAUAAGGCUGGAGUGGAUCAGCAGAGGCUUGAAGCACCAACUGAAAUCCAACAUGAACAACUCUUUCCAACCACAAUGGAGGGUCUGCUGGAGCUGGUGCAGGUUGAGCAGAACAUCUACAACAUUGUUUUCCAUGAAGUGAUCAGGCAGGUCAGCGUGGGCUGUGCUGAGAGGGGACAGCUGCUUGCCAAGCUCAGACAGCGCUACCAGUCCCUGCUGGAGCGAAUGCCCCGCUGCCUGAAGGCUCUGCACACUGAGGCAGUGGCACAGCGGGCUCUGGACCGCCGGCUCACUGAAGAGAUCCAUCACAUCAAGACGUCCAUGCAGCAACUCAGCAUGGAACUGUUCAAGAUCAGAGACCGUGAUGCCUCUGUUUCCCAGCAGGUGGAGUUCACUCACAGGCAGCUCGCUGAGGAACUUGAUCAGUCGCACACCAACUCAGGUGUGGUCCAGGGUUACCACGAGCUGUAUGAGCUGCAGAGAGGUCGCCUGGAGGCUCAGCUGCUCCAGAUGACUGAGGAGAGAGACUCCUGGAGUCAGCUCACCCUCUGCUUCGCCCUCAAGAUGAUCAGUGUGAAGAAGCUGGAGGUGGUCAGUCGGCUGCAUGUCCACGAGCAGAGCUGGUUUAAAACCGCAGAGCACUGCAUCCUUUACAUCACUUCAAAGGACACAGAAGACAUGAACAUCAUCAUGGAGCUUUCUGACAACUGGACAGAGCAGCUGAUGGCUUUCAUGUCCCAGAUGAAGAAGAGUCAGCACGCUCAGUUUGAAGAGAUAAAUGCCAUCGAGCAGGACGUCAACAAGUGGAUCACAUUCUGCACAGCACAGAACCAGUGUCCUGACCCGAAAUAUGAGAAUGUUACACUGGAAAAGAUUCAUGUUGAUUUGAAGCAGUGGUCAAAUAUCUUGGCCCAACAGUGUGAGCGAUACCAAGGUGAGGAGCUUUUUUGCUGCCAGCAGACACUGGGCGAGCUCGGCCGUGUCCAGGACAGAUGGCUGAACAUGAGCGUUCAGCUGCUCAGAAGACACUCUUCUCCUGAUGGUGAUCCACCUGUAGGUGAGGCGGCCCUAAGUGAGCUGGUCAGGGUUCUACCUGAGCUCCUUAAAAAGCUGGACACACAAGUUAGUGGAGAAACUGGGGUCCAUGGAAAGAUCAUGUCACUGCUCGGGGUUAUGGAAUCUUGGGUUUUCAAGCUUGAGGCAGCCAUUUGCCACCCAGAGAUGAUGUCUGUCUCUGAUUGGCUGAAGCUCGAGCAGGCUCUGUGCAAUUUGCAGAGUUUGGCCAAGGAAGCCUUAAAGAAUAUCCCCAGCGUGCAGGCGAGAGACGGAAAAGAAAGGGGCCAAGAUGAGUUCAAUAUAUAUAAAGAGACAGAAGAACUGUUGGAUAAAGUGAAGGAGUUAAUAAAAAGCCUGUCCAUCUUCACCAGUGGUGAGAACCAGAGACUCAUUGAGGAGGUCAGUUCUCUUCACAUGGCUCAGACCCGCUGGAUGUUGGAUCUGUUGCUCCUCAUAGUACCUGACCAUAGAGAGGACCAGGAUCAGGUCCAUGAACAGGAACAUCAAUACAUCACAAACAUCUCACCGCAGACUCUGGAUGAGGAUGCCAAGUUCCUGGCCGAGAAACUGGACUAUUUUUCCAAAUACAUCUCCAGCUUUUACAAGUUGAUUCUGGAGGAGAAGACUUUUCCACAUCAAGCUGAGGAUGAAAAUGAGAUGAAUGACUCGUGUAGAAAGCUGCAGAGGGAAUGCGAUGAUUGGGUGGAGACAUGUGUCAUCCUGCUCUCAGGGGUGAAGGGUGGUCAGGUGGAGCUGCCUGUCAGACAAUCUGCCACUUCUUCUAAGAGUGACGUCUCAGCUCCUCCAGCAGACAGCAGGGAGACUCUGGGAAACAAAGAGGUUUCAGCAGAGUCUACAACAUCCAGUGAGGUCAAGGAGGUCAAAGAUGAGACUGAGGCGGAACCAAGAGAAAACACCAAUGAAGAACAUGAAAUACAACAAGAAGUUUGUAAGGGGGAGCUAACGGUUUGUGAAACAGCAGUGGUGAAGCUGAUUGGCUAUGAUGGAAACAUCACACAAAGAAAGCUGGGGGAGAACAGUGUCCAUCUGAGAGGAACUGAUGACCUGGUUGUGUGUCCAGCAACAGUUGAAGCUCACAAAGCUUUUAGUGAUCUGACCACAGUAGGAAUACUGCAACAGGAACUGCAUGAUUCUGAGCUGCGGGUCCAGAGCACUGAACAGCGGGCCCUGAAAGCUGAGGAGGCCCUGCAGGCAGCUCUGGAGAAGAUUCAGGACCUGGAGAGACAACUGCAGGGCCGGCCUGGUCUGGAGUCUGAAAGCAGUGAAGAGAAAAAGAAAACACCACCACCUUCUCCACCACCAGAAAAACUCCCAGCUCCUCUAAAGAAAACAGCUCCUGAGGCCAAACCAACAAGCACCACCAGAAGGACCAAGAAACGCUGAUGUGACAGCUAAUUUGAAGAGGCUGCAACUCCCUGUAGAAUCUUAUGUUUGGAACAAGAGCAGAGAGGAAUGCAGCACCAACCAAGGUUUUCAAAUUAGUGAAGUGCACAUAGGUGAAAAAUCUAAAUUGGUAUAUUCCCAGUAUCAGGAGGUUUUCCUACUUCAGUUUCUAUUGCUGCUGUUUGAAAAUAACUAUCACUUAGUGGUACUAUAAUUUGUGUAAUGGUUUGAUGUGGCUUCAUUCAUUGAACGUCAAUAUACUCUUGACUUGAUUUAAAAAAAGAAAUAUACUUUUUCUUCUUUCCCCCUCCCAAAAAAUGUUAACAUAGUAAUAUUUACAUUUCAGAGACUUUUCAGGAUCUUUAUAUUUGCAGUGAAUUUUGUGCACUUAAUGAGCAGGCUGGACAAUACAAAUGUGCACUAGACCCAUAAAUUAAAGGUUUCACGAAAAAUUACCACUCUGAAUAAUUGCAUAUGAACCAGGACUGAACAUUAUUUUCUGUACCCAACCUAUCUUGUUUACAAGACAAUGCAAGUUUUGAGUUAAAACAGAAGCUUAAUUUACUCACACUAGAGGCUCAGAUUCCUCAGUGCUAAAGCUCAGUU